Molecule: messenger RNA, 1365 nt
Organism: Talaromyces atroroseus
Lineage: Eukaryota; Fungi; Ascomycota; Eurotiomycetes; Eurotiales; Trichocomaceae
Exons: 3
Coding region: 1-1365 (454 amino acids)
Cellular component (GO): cytoplasm
Molecular function (GO): oxidoreductase activity
Source: RefSeq, a predicted model, not a curated record
AUGACUGCUACUACUCCUCCAUGCCAGCGUCCCGUUGCAGAUGCAACCACGCCAUUCUGGCGAACCGAGCUUCACAAACUCGACACCUUCAGGUCGACGGAAGAGCCACCACAGGAAUGCGACGUUGUAGUGAUCGGUUCUGGCUAUGCGGGCGUCAGUACGGCAUAUCAUAUCCUAGAGAAUAAUGACUUUCCGCCCUCGAUUGUCAUGCUCGAGGCGAGAGAGGCUUGCUCAGGAGCGUCGGCAAGGAAUGGGGGCCAUGUAAAGCCCGAUGUAUACUACAACAUUCUCAAAUACACCAAGAAGUAUGGUGCCGAGGCCGCUGCCAGCUUCGCGCGAUUCGAGGCCGCCAACGUCCUUGCCGUUAAACAGCUGGUCGAGAAAGAGGGCAUUGACUGCGAUUUCGUCAUGACAAGAGCAGUCGAUGCAUACCUGGAUGCCGAACAUGCAAAAGCAACAGAAGACUCAUAUAAGGAACUCGUGCGCAUCGGCGUCGCGGAUCUCGGUGAUGUGCAAUUAGUGCACGGUGAAAAGGCAGAGAAGGCAAGCGGUUUUAUAACUGGCAUAAAAGACACAAAAUGCUGCUUUUCUUUCACUGCCGCGCAUCUCUGGCCCUACAAGCUUGUUAUGGGCCUCCUGUCUAAAUUGGUCGACAAGGGGAUCAAUCUCCAAACACAUACACCAGUAACUGCAAUAUCUGAACAACGUGAUUCGGAGGGAAGGUGGACAGUCACUACCAACCGCGGCUCUAUACGAGCCAAGAAGCUCAUUCUCGCCACGAAUGGGUACACAGCCGCCAUCUCGCCGCAGUUCCACGAGAAGAUUGUCCCGGUUCGAGGAAUCUGUAGUCGCAUCGUUGCACCGGACGCAGCUAAGGUCUCCCGCUUGACAAGCAGUUGCAGCAUACGAUAUGGCAAGGGCAUAUAUGACUAUAUGAUUCCACGCCUGGAUGGUUCCAUCGUAAUCGGGGGCGCAAAGCCAAGGUUCUGGCAUGAUCUGAACCAUUGGUAUGGUGUUACAGAUGAUAGCAAGCUGAUCGAGCCUGCCAAAGACUAUUUUGACGGGUUGAUGCAACGUCAUUUCAAUGGCUGGGAGGAAUCUGGUGCUUAUACGGACAUGGUGUGGACUGGUAUCAUGGGCUGGACGACGGACUUCAUGCCGUAUGUGGGUGAAGUGCCCAACAAGCCCGGGCAGCUCAUAAUUGCCGGGUUUAGCGGCCACGGAAUGCCUCUGAUAUGUCUUGCUUCAAAGGCGAUGGCGGAGAUCGUCAAGGGGAGUACGUUUGAAGAUACCAAGCUGCCGUUCAUCUUUAAGCCGACUAUGGAAAGGCUGUUGUCGACCGAGAAUGACAUAUUGGGAAAAUAG